Molecule: messenger RNA, 2268 nt
Organism: Dreissena polymorpha
Lineage: Eukaryota; Metazoa; Mollusca; Bivalvia; Myida; Dreissenidae
Product: adhesion G protein-coupled receptor E1-like
Exons: 14
Coding region: 407-1969 (520 amino acids)
Molecular function (GO): calcium ion binding
Source: RefSeq, a predicted model, not a curated record
AAAUGAAUGCAAAGGAGUCCAUGGGUGUGAACAACAAUGUGAAAAUACAAUUGGUAGCUACAGAUGUUCGUGCAAGCCGGGAUUUGUCCUUGACCUUUUCGACCGAAAGUCGUGCAUACCGGCAGAAAGCUGUACCACCGAGCAAAAAGCAAAUUGUUCUGCAAAUGCUACUUGUUCGAUUUCUGACGGCAGUGUAGUAUGUGUAUGCCCGAGAGGAUACAAUGGUCCAGUUUGUACAGAUGUUGAUGAGUGUAAAACAGGACAGCAUCGAUGUAACCAGAUUUGCAACAACACUGUUGGUAGCUAUUUGUGUCAGUGUAAACCUGGUUACUUCUUGCAAGACGAAAAUGCCGUUUGUCAGGUGUGCAAUGAAGGGACAUACGGCGAAAAUUGUGCAAACAAAUGCAUGUGCAAUGUUACAAAUACAAAUCUGUGCGAUCGAACUACUGGGUCAUGCACGUGUAAGAAAGGAUGGACAGGCAUUUUCUGCAACGAAGAUAUUGACGACUGCAUCACAACUGCUAACAUUUGCCCGGCGCUUUCAACGUGUGACAACAAGCCAGGUGAAUACUCGUGCGAUUGCAAUGCAGGGUACCUUAAAAACGCUUUCGGACAAUGCCAAGAGUGUCAACAAGGUCGCUUUGGAACCGAUUGUAGCCAGUCGUGCCUGUGCGAUAUGGCACACACGGCAGAAUGUAAAACGAACAACGGCUCGUGCAUUUGUGAACUGGGUUGGACGGGCAGGACGUGCAAUGAGGAUGUCAAAGAGUGCGACAACGUUACAACGUGUUCUGCUUAUUCAACGUGCAUUGAAGCAAUCGGGAGCUACGAAUGCAUAUGUAACAUUGGUUCCAAAAGAAGCUUACUUGGAAACAAAUGCCUAGCUUGUUCAGACAACACCUAUGGUGACAGAUGUUCACUGCCCUGCCCGUGCAAAACAGAUAACACACUGACUCCGACCCAGUCAUGUGAUCAUGUCAGUGGGUCGUGUUUGUGUACCGCAUUCUGGAAGGGCAACACGUGUGAAGAAGACAUCGACGAAUGCAACGCCGAUGUUUGCGCAGAUUCCAAUGCAUUUUGUCACAAUACCUUGCUUGGGUACAAAUGUUUCUGCAAGAAAGGUUUUGUUUUACAUGAAACAAGAGGAUUGUGUGAAAAUGUUUCAAAACUUUCAGAAGGACAAGAGGCUUUGCAACUCCAGAUAACAUUGAACAUUCCCGACAACGACAUUAAUUUGUCUGUUGAAAGCACCUUUGCAGUGUAUGCGGAAAAAGUCGUAUCCUCUCUAAGACAAUAUUGGUCGCGUUUCAUCAAGGGCUUUACUGUUGUGGUCAACACUCUCAGGACAGGAAGCUUACACGUAGACUACACACUGUAUUACGUCCCUUCUACCAACACAUCUAAAGCGGUUUCCAAUGCUUUUGUGGAAAUGGUAAAUGGCAUAGAUCUAGAAUUUGACGGCAAAACUGUAUCAGCGGUGUCAGAUGGACUAGCGAAUUCGUCAGUGGUGUGCGACGUAUACCAAGUUGCUAUAGGUGACUGUGGUUUUAGUAUGGCUUGUGUUGUUGAAAAAGGAAUCGCUAAAUGUGUUCAAAAUCCAAUGGUCUCGACAGACUCGAUCAGACUGAUCGUAGGAGUGACGGUAUCAAUAGGCCUGUUAUUACUCCUCGGAAUAAUAAUAGCGGUAUACGCCCUGAACAAACGAAAGGCCCGAACUGCAAUGAAGAUCAAGCAGAAAGAAGCUUUUAACAAUAGAGCAUUGCAACAUGGCGAUCAAAAGGUAUUGAAGUUGCCAGGUGUCGAGAGUCGUCGAAACUAUGGUGCACCAGAUGCUUCCAGAUAUAGGACAUGGCGAUCCCUGGCACUAGGUUUAAGUGGUAGCUACCCCAACGAACACGACCGAUCUGCGACUUCAUUCAAGCUGCCAAGACUCGCUCAGAACCAAAAGCGCACCAAUUCUUUCAACUAGUUUUUAGACAUUAUCUUUUCAGAUUGUCAAUGUGAACUACUGUCGUGGGAUUUAAAACUGUCUUUGAACUAUACUAUGUUAUUGAUAUACGAGUAUAGGUUGAAUUCAUAUUUUUUAAUGACAAAAUUUCACUCAAAAACCUGCAAAAAUGGAUAACGUAGAACUUGCUGUUUAACAUUUGGUUUAUACCGAAUGUACAUGUUUAUACUUUGAAAUGAGUUUUUGCACAUUAUUAGACAUUUCGGUUUUUCUGUAGACGUAGUCAACGUAGAACUUGCUGUUUUAUAUGUGUAAUCAUA